AUGACGCUCAAGACGGGCAUGUUGGUGGGCCUUGUGGGCUCGAAGGAUAUGGGUGUGUUGAUCCAGAUCCGAGCGUCCUCCAACACGUGCGUGGUCAAGCUCAACAAUGGAACAUUGAAGAAGAAUGUGCCGCUAGAAGACGUGGAAGAGGCCAAAGAUAUGAGCGACACGAAGGAGAAGAAGUCGCCUAUCAUUCGACUUGGCGAAAGUGGAUCCCCCGUAAAACCCACGAAACUCGCUUCUAUGUCGGUUAAAACAUUUGAGAAGGCGAAGACGCUGGAAGUCGGGGAUCUCGUUAAAGCGAGAUGCAAUGGAGGCAGUCGAUGGUUCCCUGGUAGAAUCGCUAACGUAAAUCGAGACGGCACGUACGACGUCGAGUAUUUCGACGGCGAGAUCGAGAAGAAGAUGGCGCCGGCAGAUGUCGAAUCGACUGUAAAAGCUCGCUAUAAAGGUGGGAAAAGGCUGUUCUUAGGGAAGAUUAAACGUGUUCAUAGUGACGAAACGUACGAUAUUCUGUACGACGAUGGAGACGAAGAGAAGAGGGUGAAGACGGAACAUAUCGAAGCCACGAGUAACGUGGAAAACGAGAGUGAUGAGGAUGAGAAAUCCGGAAAAACGUCGUCGAAAAACCUCGCAGUGGGGACGAAAGUGCAGGCGUAUUAUAAGAAGGGGAGGCGUUUAUUCCCGGGUAAAAUCCGUCGUGUACGCUCAGAUGGAACCUAUGAUAUUGACUAUGACGACGGCGAGAUCGAGACUCAUGUGGACGCUACGCAGAUCCAAGUUAAGGAAGACGAAGAAAAUCUGUUUGCGGAUUCCGACGAAGACAAGAAGAAGCCGACGAUUACAAAGAAGAAAUUUAUCGUUGGGGAUCGAGUGAAAGCUUUUUAUGGUAAAGGGAAGAAGUUGUUCCCUGGAAAGAUCGCCAAAGGUCACAUGAACGGGACGUACGAUAUCAAAUAUGACGACGGGGACUCGGAACUUCGCGUGGAUUCGAGUUUGAUCGAAGCGGUCGAAGACGAGAAGCAAAUAUCCACAAAAUCUUUAGAAAAUCCAAAAUCCAUGAGCUCGACAAAGUCACUGCGUGUAGGUGACACUGUGAAGGCGAAGUAUAAGCGUGGCACACGUUACAUUAAAGGAACAAUCACCCGUGAGCGGAUGGAUGGCACGUUUGAUAUCAAGUACGAAGACGGCGAUGUCGAAGAGCGCGUUGACAUGGAUUUUAUCCAACGCGAUGAGAGCGAAGAUAAACCGAAGAAAAAGACAUUCAAAGUAGGAGACGUUGUGAAAGCUCCUUUCCAGCGAGGAAACAAGCUCUUUCGAGGUAAAAUCUCUCGUGUGCGAAGCGAUGGAACGUACGACGUCGCCUUCGACGACGGCGACAAAGACACUCACGUUCCAGUGGAUUUAAUCCAGUCUGAAGAAUCCGAAAUCCACGAUGAAAAACCGAAAAAAACUACCUUGAAAGUCGGCGAUAACGUCAAGGCCAGAUACAAGAAAGGCACGAAACUAUUUGCUGGUACAAUCACGCGAGUACGCAGCGACGGGACAUACGACAUCGCAUACAGCGACGGAGAUGUCGAGAUGCGCGUUGAUAUCGACAAAAUCCAAGUUCCAGAAAGUAUAAAAAGUGACGACGAUGAUGAAAAAUCUGGUUCAAAGAAGAAUCCAAAAGUGGGAGAUAAAGUGCGUGCUCGAUAUAACAAGGGGAGUCAGAUGAUCCAUGGGGAGGUCACGGCAGUUCACCGUGACGGCUCGUGCGAUGUCCGAUACGAAGAUGGCGACAAGGAGAAGAGAGUUGCGGCCAAGGACAUCGAACUGGACGAAAGAGAGCAAGAACCGUCCAAAAUUACGUUAAAAGUGGGGGAUUGUAUAGAAGCGAGCUACAAGAACGGGGCCAAGAUGUUCCCUGGUAAGAUAUCUCGCGUACAUUCCGAUAACACGUACGACGUCACAUUUAACGACGGAGACUCGGAGCGACGCGUGCCUCGUUCUCGCAUCAAACCGAAAGCGAUUGAGGAUAAUUUAGCCAAAAAGAAAAGCGGAUUCGCAGUCGGAGAUGUUAUCAAGGCGAAGUACAAGAAAGGAACGAAAUAUUUUACCGGUAAGAUAUCGCGUCUCCGCUCGGAUGGAACCUACGACGUUGCGUACGACGACGGAGACUCGGAAACUCACGUGGAUGCUUCUCUUAUCGUUAGUGCGGAGACGGAGACUGCAAUAAAAGCUGCAAGUAAAGCGAAACGCUUUGAGGUUGGCGACGUGGUUAAAGCGCGAUAUAAGAAGGGAGCGAAGCUAUUUUCCGGUAAAAUAUCCCGUGUGAGAUCGGACGGCACGUAUGAUGUAAAAUACGACGAUGGGGACAGUGAAAUGUACGUUGAAAGCUCGUACAUCGAAGCUAAGGACACCACUUUGUCACAUGAUGAAGCAGACGACAAGAAGCCGGAAAGUUUUACUGUUGGGGAUAAGGUGAGUGCGAAAUAUAAAGGCGGUUCCAAAAGCUUCCCCGGUAAAAUCCGUAAGGUCCGAGUGGAUGGCACGUACGACAUUGAGUUUGAUGAUGGUGACGUGGAACAACGAGUGAAAAGCUCAGCUAUAGAGUCGAUUCCUGGCGCUAAACCGAAGAAGGUGGAGGCGAAGGCGAGCUCGGACAAGGAAGAUAUCUUCGGAGACUCGGAUUCGGAUGGUGAGACCAACAAGAGCGUCAUAUUCAAGGCUGGAGACGCUGUGGAAGCAAAUUUCAAACAGAAGGGAAAGUUUCAUCGAGGAGCAAUCGUACGGACGAGGUCGGAUGGCACGUACGACGUGGACUACGACGUCGGAGCCUCGGAGAGACAUGUUCGUAUUGCAGACAUUCGGAAGAUUGGUGGAAGCCAGGAAAGAUGCGAAACGACAAAGAAGAUCAAGGCGACGUCAGCUAAAUACUCUUCGGAUUCGGAUCCAGAACCUUCUAUAUCUAAGUCGAAGCCAAAGAAGAAAAAUCUCUCAUCGUCGGAUUCUUCGGAUCACGAGAAACGCGUUCCGAUUCAGAAAGGAGCCCGAGUUACGUAUCGGAACGCGGAGGAUUCAAAGAUGCGACGAAUUGGGGUCGUUCGGAAGAUGCAUUCGGAUGGAAGCUGUGACGUUAAGUACGACAAUGGUGACACGGCUAAGAGGGUGGCGGGAAAACUUUUAGUACAGUGUUCCGAUUCGGAAGAUUCCGAAGAUGAACCACCCAGUCGAAAACACAUGAAGACCAAAGAAGGUCCGAGUUUCCGGCGUCACGAACGCGUUCUGAGUAGCUGGAGACGUUCGAGUCGACUGUCCAGGCCGCGGAUGACUGAGAAGUGGACAAAGGCGACGGUGCUCGAGAAAAAUUCGGAUGGAACUUACACGAUUCGAUACAGCGAUGGGGUAGUGGAGGAAGAUGCGCCUUCAGAAGCGCUAAAGUCGAGUAAAAAGAAGAAGGAAGAGUCCGAAUCGGACGGAAGUUCAGGAACGAGGAGUGCUCCACGACGGGGAAAGAAACGAAAGCUGAAAGGUGGGAUCGGCACGGAAUCUCUGUUUCUACUGGAGCAGCUUGCAAUGACGCUUUUUGAGGAAGGUGUUCUAAAGAAGAAACCGAAGCUGCAGCUUCUUCGUGGGGAUGACAGUUCCAGUUCGGGUUCCUCCUCCUCCAGUUCCAAAAGUGGUUCCGGAUCGUCCAAGUCAAGCAGCAAGAGGAACAAAGUGGACAAGGUGUUAAAACGCCUUUUUGAUUCCAGUUCCCUGCGAAACUACAAGAAAAGGUUCAAGGAGAACGAUGUGAAAAAAUCUGGUAAAAUCUCUCGCAGUCGGAUAAUCUCGCUCGUGGAAGAGUUCGUAUCCGCCUCCAAAUGUACAAAAUCCAGCGACGACAGCCACUCAGUCCGCCACCUGCUAACCGAGUGGUUCGCAACCCACGACGACCUCCGAACCCAUCGUCACUUUGAGUUUAAAACACUCAUGUUAGCGUUUGCGUACGCGAAAUGUCGACUCGGAAAGCUCCGGAUGGAGCAAAGUGUCGCGACGGUGCUGGAAGGAAGAUUCGCUUCGUAUCACGAGACUAAACGGCAAUUAGAAUUGUGGCAGCAGAAAUUAGGAUUUCGGAUUUUUGAGACGCUCCAGAGGAAUUUCCACGACCACGCGCUGCCGAACAUGAUCCCGUCGCGCAUUCGAGUGUCCGAACUGGGACAAAUCUUCGAGCACGUGGCACGGCAGGCGGUGCCCAAUAAACCGCUGGACGUGUACUUACAACAACAGCAACUGUACCCUCAUCACACGCUGGUACUGGCCGAGUUUUUAUGCUGUUAUUACCAACUUUAUGGAUCCGAAAAUCCAACUACUGCACGUUAUAGUGGCGCAGUUGAGCUGAGGCCGAUUGCGUUUGUUGCGUCGUGUUUGUUCUCGAACGGUGACAUUGUUUGUAAGCGUCACGGAGAUCUAGUACGUCGUCUCUCUGUUGGGAGAACUCAAGCCCAAGCGGAUUUAAUUCUUGGAUUUCGACAAGCCUUCGAGUCGCUAUUAAGUACGGAUAGUGAGAAUCCACAGGAAGAACGGCUGCUAGACACGUCGCAGUUAUCUGCAUUUGCCGCUAAAGUAUCCGCUGACCCGUCUCGGUUGGAACCUGCGCUGACGACACUUCGAAAACGCUCCGGAGCUGUCUCGUUAGUGGAAAUCUACGGAAGCUGUGGAUUUAUUAUUGAUGAACUGACGUCUGCACCGACUAUCCGGAAUGCGGUGGAUAAAAUGAGAAUGCGUGUGGAUUUAUCAGAUGUACGGCGGAUUAUCGGACUGGUCAGGAAUAUUUGUGUGAAAAUUUUGCGCUUCCCGAAUAACGCAGAUUAUUGGAGAAUCCGAGCCGAUAACGCCGCUUUCCAGCAGAAGAUUGGGCGUUUUGAUGGCGCAACGAGUCUAUUAGAGGCGGUAGGCUUCGUCGAACACCUGAAAACACAUUACGAGCUACGAGGUGCGCGGAAUUUUGAAGGAAAACGCGUCAGUGCACUCGAAAAAUCCACGCUGGACUCGAUACGGGAGAAAUGUAUCCAACUGGAUGGCGAGUUGUCACUUUUCGACGGGGUCGAAAGUCUCAGCUCGAUUCUGCAGAGAAUAUCCAAAGCGAGUGAGCACGAAGGCUGUCGCUUUACACUGGAGGAGUGUCAGACGACGUUGCAGAAUCUGUCGUCGUAUAAGCCAACAGCACUUUUCAGCGCCAAAUUGGAUAUUUACCUUACGCUACGGAAUUGA
This is a messenger RNA of Phytophthora infestans T30-4, 5238 nucleotides long. RefSeq lists its product as uncharacterized. The coding region runs from base 1 to 5238 and encodes 1745 amino acids. The record is from RefSeq and is a predicted model, not a curated record. Lineage: Eukaryota; Oomycota; Peronosporomycetes; Peronosporales; Peronosporaceae. The transcript is spliced from 7 exons.